AUGCUGUCCUCAAAGGCGUUGCGAUUGCAUACUCCUGCUCCAUUACUCAUUUCCCGAGAAUCAACACAAGAUGUCAAACUCAUGGGGUACGACAUUUCAGCAGGUACACAAGUGAUUAUUAAUGCAUGGGCGAUAGGAAGAGAUCCUUCACAGUGGGAAGAACCCGAGACGUUUUGUCCAGAGAGGUUUUUGAACAAUUCUAUCGACUAUAGAGGGCAUAAUUUUGAGUAUAUUCCAUUUGGUGCUAGAAGGAGAGGGUGUCCUGGUAUUCACUUUGCGAUUGUUGUUAACGAACUUGCUUUAGCUAAUUUGGUGUAUAAAUACGACUUUGCAUUGCCAGAAGAGGUGAAAGGGGAAGAACUUGACAUGACUGAGAUCACUGGCCUUGUACUUCGUAGGAAGUCCCCUUUAUUGGUUGUGGCAACUCCUCGUUUCGAUUAGAUGCAAAUAUCUAGUAA
Helianthus annuus (common sunflower) is the source of this 458-nucleotide messenger RNA. RefSeq names its product 3-beta-hydroxylase. Gene Ontology annotation, molecular function: heme binding; oxidoreductase activity, acting on paired donors, with incorporation or reduction of molecular oxygen; iron ion binding. The transcript has a single exon. Bases 1 to 441 code for a protein of 146 amino acids. NCBI's taxonomy places the organism in Eukaryota, Viridiplantae, Streptophyta, Magnoliopsida, Asterales, Asteraceae. The record is from RefSeq and is a predicted model, not a curated record.